Messenger RNA from Podospora pseudocomata, 2288 nucleotides. It is a transcript of the gene ILV1, whose product is annotated as threonine deaminase. Gene Ontology annotation, molecular function: pyridoxal phosphate binding; threonine deaminase activity; L-serine ammonia-lyase activity. Gene Ontology annotation, biological process: L-threonine catabolic process; L-serine catabolic process. Lineage: Eukaryota; Fungi; Ascomycota; Sordariomycetes; Sordariales; Podosporaceae. The transcript is spliced from 2 exons. The coding region runs from base 393 to 2240 and encodes 615 amino acids. The record is from RefSeq and is a predicted model, not a curated record.
AAAUGACGAGGGAAGGGGUCGGUUGGAGAGGGGUCCGUUCGACAUUGUAAAGAUCCGCCUCGCUGAUCCAGAGAAGAUCGAAUGCGGUCUUGGGAAAAGGGGGUCGUGAUGAUUGGUGGCGUUGGGGGAAUCGUUCGAGGUUGGUUUCCAAUGCGGGCCCGCCCAUGAAUGAAUGAAUUUCCAUGACGCCAGCUAAGGUGGGGAUCUGAACGGGCACACGCCCGGGCGGCGGGCAACGGGCGGUGUGGAUCCCAACCCCGGCCGCCAAGAGACGCCCUGCAGGACCCACCAAAACUUUCUUUCCUUCAAAAGUCGGCCGAGACCGGGGCCUUCCCAACAGAGAGUGUGUGCAUCGUCAGUCUUCUUGCGACUUCAACGACUGUCAUACUGAGAUGGCUUCCACAAAUUCGAAUGCACCUCGUCAUGAGGGGAGUGUGGCAGAGCAGACGGCCGGCCAUGUUAACGGUGACUAUGUGGUCAAUGGCGUGCCACAGCUGCCCACCGCAUUCCGCAACGGCAACGGCGGCCUUGGUGCUGGGGGUUUGCCCAGGAACAUGUCGCUGAACAGCUUCGCUCUGACAGAGUACAGCGCUAAGCCAACGCCCCCCGCUGAAGACAAGAAAGAUGAAGUGAAAAAGGUCGUGCCAGACGAGUAUCUGCUACCGAAUGGUAACCCAGAUCUCAUUAUCCUACGUUUACAGUAUCUUCGCCUUAUCAUCAUUUCCUACCCGCGGGUGAGAGAGGUGUGCAAAGAAACUCCUUUGGUGCACGCCGUUGGCCUGAGCAACCGACUGGAGCGCAAGGUCCUGUUGAAGCGCGAGGAUGAGCAACCGGUAUUCAGUUUCAAACUCAGAGGAGCGUACAACAAGAUGGCUCAUCUUGACGCUACCGAGUCCUGGAAGGGUGUCGUUUGUUGCAGCGCUGGCAAUCAUGCUCAGGGCGUUGCUUACUCGGCCCGCAGGUUGAAAAUCCCAGCCACUAUUGUGAUGCCCAAGGGCACACCAAGCAUCAAGCAUCUCAAUGUAUCGAGAAUGGGCGGACACGUUGUUCUUCACGGCGCCGACUUUGACGAGGCCAAGGAGGAAUGUGCUCGGCGGGCAAAGCAGGAUGGCCUGAUAAACAUUCCCCCGUUCGACGACCCUUAUGUUAUUGCCGGCCAAGGAACUAUCGGUAUGGAGAUUCUCUCACAAACAAACCUGCAGAAGCUUGAUGCCAUCUUCUGCUGCGUGGGUGGAGGCGGCCUGAUCGCCGGCGUUGGUGUGUACGUCAAGCGUAUUGCACCGCAUGUCAAGAUCAUUGGCGUGGAAACGUACGACGCGGAUGCGAUGACUCAGUCUCUCGACAAGGGGGAGCGUGUGCUUCUCAAGGAUGUUGGGUUGUUCGCCGAUGGCGCCGCGGUCAAGAUUACGGGCGAGGAAACGUUCCGUAUUUGUCAGGAGGUUGUGGACGAAAUGGUUCGGGUAACCACAGACGAGGCCUGUGCCGCUAUCAAGGACAUGUUUGAGGAUACCAGGUCUAUCAUUGAACCAGCUGGUGCCUUGGCCAUUGCCGGUCUGAAGAAGUGGGUGGCCGCCAAUCCAACCCCGGAUCCUACACGGUCUGUCGUGGCCAUCACAUCCGGCGCAAACAUGAACUUUGACCGCUUGGGCUUUGUUGCAGCCCGUGCUACGUACGGCGAGGGAAGAGAGGCUUUACUUGCAGCCCGCAUCCCAGAAAGCCCUGGAGCCUUCGCUGAACUCAUCAACGCCGUCAUGCCUCACUCUGUCACCGAGUUUAGCUAUCGUUACGCCAGCCCAACUGAAGCAAAUGUGCUCCUGGGUAUCUCAUUAACCGCCGUUGGUAGUGAACGCGCACAGCAACUGCAGUCGGUUAUCAGCCGCAUCAAGCAGUCCGGCACCAUGGAUAUCACCGAUCUGUCCAACGACGAGUUAGCAAAGAGUCACAUUCGAUACAUGGUUGGUGGUCGUUCUAGUGUGCCUAACGAGCGUCUGUACACAUUCCGAUUCCCAGAACGGCCCGGUGCUCUUGAGCGCUUCCUACAGACCUUGCGUGUCAAAUACAACAUCAGUCUGUUCCAGUACAGAAACCACGGUGGUGAUAUUGGGCAGGUUUUGACAGGCAUCGUUUGCCCGAACGAGGAGAUUGGCGAACUAGAAACAUUCCUCAAGAAGAUCGGCUAUCCGUGGGAGGACUGCACAGAUGCUCCGGUGUUCAAGACAUUCUUACGGUCGGAGUCAUAGACCGAAGACUUCUGCAGUUUAGAUGGAGAAUUAUACUGUAAAUCAGUU